CCUAUAAAAGCCUUGCCCUAAAUGCCAAUGGACAUCAGUUCCUUGCCAGCCAGCAACCAUGAAGUACCACCGUGUGAUGAACAAACGAAAGAGCAACCAGACCCCAUCGCCAGCCAGGGAAUCCGAAGUGAAUAUCCACAAACAGGAUUUUGAUGGCCGCAUCUCGUAUGGUGCUUUGGAAAUGGAGGCUGCUGCCGCUCUGCUCAUGUUGCGCUAUCAGUACGAUAGGCAGUCGGUGCCAAUGCCCUCCACCGCUGUAACACGUUCGCCCACACCGCCGCAGCAUAUCGCCGACAAAUUGACGCCCAAGGAUCAGGCUGUGCGCACUCCCGACUCUGCUCAGCCUAUCAAGAAGCGUUCUAUUCCCAACCAUCUGCUGAGACGCUCUUUGACUCCAGCCAAAUCUACUACCAAUGCAGGAGGAUCAUCAUCGAUAGUGAAAGCCAAGUCCCGAUUGACGCCUGUGCCCCGCCGUAGUGAAAAUGACUGCAAUAAAGUUCUGCUCAAGUCCUGCCGCAAUAUGAUACGCGAGUUUUUGGACAAUCAGGAACUUAUCUAG
Drosophila persimilis is the source of this 559-nucleotide messenger RNA. RefSeq lists its product as uncharacterized. The transcript has a single exon. The record is from RefSeq and is a predicted model, not a curated record. NCBI's taxonomy places the organism in Eukaryota, Metazoa, Arthropoda, Insecta, Diptera, Drosophilidae. Bases 59 to 559 code for a protein of 166 amino acids.